UUUGUUUUUGUUUUUAUUCAAAAUUUUCAUAAACAGUGGGUGGUUUUUCAAUUUUUUCAGUGAAAAUCAUGAGUUAUUAGUUAGAAAAUUAGUUACCAUUUGAAAAACUGCUAGCUUUUCGAUUAAACCAUAAUGGAUUUCGACAGCCCGGAUGUCGAAAAGGAUUUUCCCGGUUUGUAUGCAUCGGAAACGGCUGGCAAAAGCAAAAAGGAUGAAAAAGAUUUUCCCGAAGCAGAAAUAGAAGGGUUUAGCAAAAAAGAGCUCCUGAUAGGACGCCGUAAGGACAAAAAGGAAAAGAAAACGGCCUACGCCACUUUGGAAGGCGAAAGUUCCCCGGAGGAAGAACCGGAAACUAAAAGUCCGUCAAAGUCUAAAAAGUCGAAGGCUUUUAAAUUUCCCUCGAAAAGCAAGGAAAAGCGCGAAAAGUCAAGGGAAAAAGAAAAGGACAAACCGGAAAUAGCUAAAGCAGAGGAAGUAAAGCCUCCUGAGAAGCACGAAAAGGAGAAGGAAAAAAAGAAAGACAAGGACAAAAAGGAUAAAGAUAAGAAAGAUAAAUCCAAAGAUAAGAAGGACAAAAAGUUAAAACAAUGCGGCGCCAGCGAAGAAGUUCUGGAGCUAGGAGAUGCCCAGCCGAUUUUUGGAGUAUCGCUUGGUUUGGCCGUUGAAAGAAGUCGAUGCCAUGACAGCGUUAAUUUACCUCUGGUCGUUAGAGAUUGCAUCGAUUAUCUGCAGGAACAUGGCUUGCACAGCGACCAGCUGUAUAAAGUCGAUGUUGUGAAGACUAAACUACAGCAGCUGAAAAAGUCCUACAACAAUCGUGAGGGAAGCAGUUUGGGCGAUUUUGAUGUUCCUGCUGCCUGUGGUUUGUUAAAACUCUUUCUAGCAGAACUUCCGGAACCAAUUUUGACAACAGACCUCUCUACUCGUUUCGAAGAAGCAGCCUCCCAUUCUCAAGUAUCUCAACAAGAAGAAGAACUUGUUGGUUUAGUCGAUCAGCUGCCCAGUUGCAACAGGACCCUUCUGGCCUGGGUUAUUUUGCAUUUAGAUGCUGUCACACAGAACGAAACGCACACGAAAAUGAACGCUCAGAAUGUGGCCAUGUUGCUGAGCCCGACCUUGCAGAUGUCCCACAGACUGUUCGUGGCCAUCAUGUGCCAUUGUAAUACUCUGUUUGCCGAUACACAGUUGCUAAAAUAUGUUCCUCCCAUCACAGCGUCUAGCCCCAAUUUGCCGGAAACACCGGACGAAAUUUCCACCGAGCUCAAGAAACAGGAAAGCUUGUUGGCGCAGAUUCACGCAGAAAUGAACGCAGGUUUUGUGACGAAAAAGCGCGAAGAACAGCUUUGGGAAGUUCAGCGAAUUAUAACGCAGCUUAAGAGAAAACUGCGUUCGUUUGAAAAGAAAUCAGACUGCACUCAGAAAAGUUUGGACGACACCGUUGAUGGAGAUAUUUCAAUGGAUCUGAAUAAAGCUAAGCUGUCCUGUUCUGAUGAUGAAUCAUCAAUCAAAACCGUCACUGGUGUUUCAACGACUUCUGCGACCAAUACUGAAACGAAAAAUACUCCUCAAGAAACUCCGGAAGAUGUUACAUUAGUAGAACAAAAGAAAAUCGAGGUAGACGCAGUCGAGCAAACCGAGCCAGAGAAACCGGUUGUUGCUGAAUCGGCGCCCAUAAGUGACACUGUUACCGUAACAGAUAAUGGAUUCAUGUUGCUUCCGAAAAAUCAUCCCGACUAUCUCACGUUGAUUAAGCUUCAGUUAGAGAACCAGGAGCUAUUGAACUGGAAGGCUCAACUUCAGGCACGUAUUAAUGCCGAACGAGCGGAAAUAGUCCGCAUGAGGAAGUUGCUGGUAACGGAUAACGGGAUUACAACGCAUGGUCCAAGCAGUUUGGAUUGCUCUGUAGGCGACAAUGACGAUUAUGAACGGCUGGUAGCGCAUUAUGCGAAAGAAAAUGCCCUUCUUGAGCAAAAGCGACAAAUAUUAGCCAAAGAAAUUUUUGAGGAAAACAAAAAUCUUAUUCAAAUGCAAGUAGAACUUGCUCUCAAUCGUUAUAAAAUAUAAACCUUGAAGUUUACUUAAAGUGAACCGACAAAACAGUAUCUCUCAAUGUGUUGAUAAAUGUUCAAUAAAUAGUGGAAAUAUCUUAUCUCAAAAA
This is a messenger RNA of Uranotaenia lowii, 2158 nucleotides long. It is a transcript of the gene Rlip, whose product is annotated as ralA-binding protein 1. NCBI's taxonomy places the organism in Eukaryota, Metazoa, Arthropoda, Insecta, Diptera, Culicidae. Gene Ontology annotation, molecular function: small GTPase binding; GTPase activator activity. The record is from RefSeq and is a predicted model, not a curated record. Gene Ontology annotation, biological process: small GTPase-mediated signal transduction. Bases 133 to 2064 code for a protein of 643 amino acids. The transcript is spliced from 5 exons.